This is a messenger RNA of Anguilla anguilla (European eel), 3574 nucleotides long. RefSeq names its product cysteine-rich secretory protein LCCL domain containing 2 (gene crispld2). The transcript is spliced from 15 exons. The record is from RefSeq and is a predicted model, not a curated record. NCBI's taxonomy places the organism in Eukaryota, Metazoa, Chordata, Actinopteri, Anguilliformes, Anguillidae. Gene Ontology annotation, cellular component: extracellular region. The coding region runs from base 261 to 1802 and encodes 513 amino acids.
UGAGUCAAUCAGAAGUCAUAAACUUGUCCUACUGCCGCAAACCCAGAGAUUGGGUAACUCCGCUGUUUAACCCAUACAACGCCGAAAAAGGGGAACCCAAUACCUACCGACGCAGAGACAGGAACGGGACUUGGGGCAAAUCUCUGUAAGAACACGGAGAACAGGAUUCCCCACUUUGAGCCGAUCGGCACGAGGCGCACAGGCGGCCCACUGUAGUCUGCGGAGGAGAGGAACACAGACGUCCAGUGACAGAGCGGGAGAUGAACGCUGCCAUGCCCUGGCUCGCUGCCCUCACCCUGCUGGUCCUCGCCGCCCGCCCCGGGGCCGGCUUUCUCCUGCCCGACUCCUCCGAGCUGCGGCGGCUGCUGAGCCGGUACCUGGACGGGGCGGACCAGAACCGCACCGGCAGGGCCCGGCGAGCCAUCCAGUGGUCCGACCGCGAGGAGAUCGUCCAGCUGCAUAACAAACUGAGGGGCGAGGUGCAGCCCAGUGCCUCCAACAUGGAACACAUGGUGUGGGAUGAAGAUCUGGAGGCUUCGGCCAUGACCUGGGCGCAGGAGUGCAAGUGGGAGCACGGGCCCUCGGACCUGCUCAUGUCUAUUGGACAGAACCUGGCAGUGCACUGGGGCAAGUACCGCUCCCCGGCCUACCACAUCCAGGCCUGGUACGACGAGGCCAAGGACUACACCUACCCGUACCCCGAGGAGUGCAGCCCCUGGUGUCCCGACCGCUGCACCGGGCCCAUGUGCACGCACUACACCCAGCUGGUGUGGGCCACCACUACUAGAGUGGGGUGUGCGGUGCACGUGUGUCCCAAGAUGGAUGUCUGGGGUGAUGUUUGGGAGAACCCGGCCUACUUGGUCUGCAACUAUUCCCCGAAGGGGAACUGGAUUGGAGAGGCCCCCUACCAACAUGGUCGUCCUUGUUCCCAGUGUCCACCUAGUUACGGAGGUGGCUGCAGGGAAAACCUCUGCUUCAAUGAAAGCCCCGUGGCACCGCGCCGCCCUGAGACUGAAGAUAUGAACGAGGUGGAGAUGGCUCAGGUUCCAGUGCAGCCCCACACCACCACCACAAAACCGUCCCCCAAACCAAAGGCCAAGCCUAGAGCUAGGCAGCCCUCGGGGCCCAAAGCCAGCACACCCCAGCCUGCUGACAGCGCCUUCCUUGCUCAGAAUGUUAAGUGUCAAACCAGAAUGCGUGACAGGUGCAAAGGAGCAACAUGCAACAGAUAUAACUGCCCCGCUAACUGUCUGAACCAGAAGGGCAGAGUGUGGGGGACUGCCUUUUAUGAUGUGCAAUCAAGCAUCUGCCGUGCUGCAAUCCACUAUGGGGUAAUCGAUAACAAUGGCGGUCUGGUAGACAUCACAAGGAAAGAAAGGCUCCCAUUCUUCAUCAAAGCAACGAAAAAUGGGAUUGAAUCCUUAAGUAAAUUCAAGCCUGGAAAUGCAUUUAUCGUGGCAAAAAUGGAAGAACGGACUGUGGACUGCUAUGCCACUGUGGCUGAAAUUUGCCCCUUUGAGAAGCCAAGUGUCAACUGCCCAAGAGUGCUCUGUCCUGACGACUGCAAGAAUCAGCCGUCUGACUGGGCUCCUGUUGUGGGAAACGUCUUCUACUCAGACAGCUCCAGUAUCUGCCGGGCAGCCAUCCAUGCCGGGGUGAUCAAAGCCAGCGGGGGCUAUGUGGAUGUCCUGGCCCUGGAUAAAAAGAAGGGCUAUGUGGGCACACUGAAGAAUGGAAUCCAGUCAGAGAGUAAGAGCAGUCCAGAGGGAGGCUCCUUCCGUGUCUUUGCUGUGAGGGAGUAAGGCGUUUUUUUCACCAGCCGACCCGGGGACGUGGGAGAACUGCCCAAAAAACAGGAAUUCCCCAAAUGAUGGUGCCACGGCAACCGCUCAGAUCCAUCUCACCCGCUCUCAGUCAAGGGUCACGUUGUUUUCCUUCAGCACACGGCACAUACCUACCCAUUAUGAGCCAAUGAAAAGGUUAUUAUUGACAUGGUUUGCCCAAUCAGGAGAGGGUGUGCUUGACGAGAAAAGCCCAAAGACAUUCAAAGCUGAACAUCACAGUUAUCUCAUCCACUAAUCAUCAAUAGAUCAAUAGCGAGUAGUCUACGAUGCAGGAGGAAAUGGUAGUUUUGCUUCUUGUGUAUAACCUACAGUUGUUGCUAUUUGUGUUCAUGAGUAAGAAUUUAAAAUUCUAUAUAUUAUCAAUGACGUAUUUAACAGCAGUGCUGAUUAUAUCCGUCUUGAAAUGUAGGCUAAAAUUAAAUGCUUCUUAUUUUAUGUCUUUAAUACACAGGAACGUACUGUAUAUUGAUCACACUUGUGCUUAAUCAUUUUGUACAUAUUCAAUUUGCUACUUUUUCAAUGGCUGAUGCCAAUGCCCUUUUAAUAUUCUAUGUGUUUUUGAAGCUGUUUUCUGCUUCAGUUUUGAUUUAAGCUUCUCUUACUUUUUAUUUAAUGGCAGACAGAUCAUGGUCUUUAAACGGCAGUGUGUGCAAGAGAGAUCUAAUUGGGUUUAUUCUGUUGUGUUCAAUAGCAGACAAACUAAUACAGAAAUUUACCAGGCAGAGUAGAGGUGGAAUUCCUCUACUGUGACUAAAUGUAGCUAGUACACAGGUAUGCUGGUGUGUAUUCAAGUAUCAAUAUUCUGCAGACUUUGGGUGCAAAAACUUUUCUGCUCUGGAAAAUUAGAGGAUUGUUGUUCAUUUAUGAGCUUAAUCAUUAUUUUACAUAAUGUUGGUAUCAUCCAAAUUAACGUAAGUCCACACUAUUAAUGUUCAUUAUGUAUCAGAAUUAGCCUGCAUGUAGAUAACAUUCUCUUAAUUUAAGCCCAUUACAGUACAUCCCCCACAAAGGGACCUUCGUUUAAUUUACUAUACAAAUUAUCAUGAACUAUAUUGUUUUCUGAUACUCAUACCUCACAUUCUGGACAAAUCUCUGAAUGUAUGUCAUACUCAAUCCAGCAUAAAGAGCUAAGGGCUUUUUAUUUGCAACUUCAGUUACAGUUCAUGCUUUUGAAAACAAUGAGGGAAAUAAAAACAGUGCCCAAUGUGGAUCAAUUUAAAUCACUCGCACACAGCAAAUAAAUCCAAUGGUACUUAUCCAAUAGGCAUAAUGCUGAGCAAGUUAUAUGCAGGAGGCCAAGGUCAGUGAAUUCUGAAAAUCUGAAUUUUCUGUAUUUAUUUGCCUUAGCCCUUUUUGCCAGAAACAAGAGUUGAAAUUGGGGGAAAAAAAAUCAUUUAUAUUACAUUAUCUUUCAUUCCUCUAGGCUAGAAUUGUGGUAGAGACUAGUUAACUUUCCCCUUCUGCUCCUUUAAUGACUACCUCAGUCCUUUUUGCUGUGUCCAGUUUAAACUGCUUGGGGAAUCUGGGAGAAAACUUCAUUCACUCUUUUGUACAGCUGCUGAAAUCUGCAUUGUGUAAAUACUCUAAAGGUCUUUUUUAUUAUAUAAGUCUUUUCUUAAGGUAUCUGUUGUAAAUGUGUCUGUUGUGAAAGUGCCUUAUAAUGUGUGAUGUGUUGUUUUUAUACAGAUGGCUAAGCUUUUAUUUUAUUUUUUAUUAAGUUUGCACAGUUU